Hibiscus syriacus is the source of this 3516-nucleotide messenger RNA. RefSeq names its product glutamate receptor 3.3-like. Lineage: Eukaryota; Viridiplantae; Streptophyta; Magnoliopsida; Malvales; Malvaceae. Gene Ontology annotation, molecular function: glutamate-gated receptor activity. Gene Ontology annotation, cellular component: plasma membrane. The coding region runs from base 569 to 3355 and encodes 928 amino acids. The record is from RefSeq and is a predicted model, not a curated record. The transcript has 6 exons.
UUCUGGGUCGGAGAUAAGGAGCUUUAGUGCAGUUACUUAUUGGGGGUUCCAUUUUCACUCAAAUAAAUGAAUAUUAUAUAACACUUGGCCUCAUGAAUGACUGUGCUAUUCUUAAAUCUUGAUGCUUUAGUACGCUAUCUUUUAUUGGGUGGAAUCUGACUCUGAUUUCCACUAACUAUUAUAGUCGUUGCUUUUAUUUGUCAUCUCGGUCUGUUCAAUUACCACAAUCUUUUUAGGUAUUAUGAUCAUUGGUUUAUAGAAACAUAAUGAAGUACUCGGGUUGGUAGGUGUUUGUUAACUUGAUGGUUUUGUUCGUAGGUAAGGUUAAAUAGACAUGGGUUUUCGUUAUUGUUCUUGCUUGAUCAUUGAAAUUCCUUGCCAUUCCAUGUUCUUUUUCUGCUGAAGUUUUUUGGUUCUUAAUCUGUAACAUAGUAUAUGCAUAAUAUAUAUUUUAAUAAUUUUGAUCUGAGAAACUUUUGGUUCCUUUUAUAUGUAGAGCUUCUGAAUCAAUUGGAGGCAAUAGUGGACUGGAUACAUCUUGUGUCGGUCAAGUUGGUAGUUGACCGAAAUGAACGUGACUGGCUUUAUUUUCUUACUCCUUCUCUACUUAGGAGUGUUUCAAAUUGUUUGCAGUAGAAAUGCUUCUGCUCGGCCAGCCGUUGUAAAUAUUGGAGCAAUGUUUAAAUUUAACUCUACCAUUGGACAAGUUGCAAAGAUUGCUAUUGAUGAAGCUCUGAAAGAUGUGAACUCCAAUUCAAGCAUUCUCAAAGGAACAAAACUUAACAUAACACUGCAAAAUUCCAAUUGUAAUGGCUUUCUUGGCAUGGUCGAAGCUUUGCGGUACAUGGCGACAGAUGUCAUUGCAAUUAUAGGUCCACAGUGUUCUGUGGUUGCACCUAUUAUUUCACAUGUUGCAAGUGAACUCCAAGUUCCUCUACUGUCGUUUGCAGCUACAGAUCCGACCCUUUCUUCACUUGAAUUCCCUUUUUUUGUUAGGACAACACAGACUGACUUGUAUCAAAUGACGGCUGUGGCUGAUAUCAUUGAUCAUUAUGGUUGGAAGGAGGCCAUUGCAAUAUAUACAGAUGAUGAUUGGGGGCGAAAUGGUGUGUUUGCAUUGAAGGAUAAACUUGCAGAGAGGCGCUGCAGAAUCUCCUACAAAGUAGGUAUUCAACCAUAUUCUUCAGUGACUCGGGGUGACGUCAUGGAUAUUCUUGUUAAAGUAGCAUUAAUGCAAUCUCGAAUUGUUGUUCUGCAUGUAAAUCCAGUAAUAGCGUUUAAGGUUUUCUCUGUUGCAAACCAUCUUGGAAUGAUGGGAAAUGGUUAUGUGUGGAUAGCUACAGAUCAGCUUUCAUUAGUUUUAGAUUCCAAUUCUCCUCUUUCUUCUGAGACUAUGGACACAAUGCAAGGGGUUCUAACUUUACGUCAACACACACCUGAUUCAGAUAAAAAAAGAGCCUUUUUUGCUAGGUGGAACGACAUAACCGGAGGUUCUCCAGGAUUGAACUCUUUUGGGCUAUAUGCUUAUGAUACAGUUUGGCUGCUCGCUUAUUCUCUUGAUGCGUUUUUCAACCAGGGUGGGGUUAUCUCAUUUUCUAAUGAUUCUAGGAUAAACUCUGUGGCAGGCAGUACACUCCACCUUGAAGCAAUGAGCAUUUUCGACGAUGGAAAGCUCUUGCUGAAGAACAUAUUGCUGAGUGAUUUUGUUGGUUUGACAGGCCAUCUUAAGUUUAAUUCAGACAAGUCUCUUAUUCUUCCUGCCUAUGAUAUUAUUAAUGUUCUUGGAACUGGGAUUCGACAGAUUGGUUACUGGUCGAACUAUUCUGGUUUAUCCACUGUAUCCCCAGAGACACUUUAUACAAGACCACCAAACCGUUCAAGUGCUAACCAAAAGCUACACAGUGUAAUUUGGCCGGGAGAGACAUUGUCUACGCCUCGUGGAUGGGUUUUUCCGAACAAUGGAAAGCUAUUGAGAAUCGGUGUUCCAAAUAGGGUCAGUUACAAGGAAUUUGUAUCGCGGAUUCAAGGAACUGACAUGUUCAAGGGAUUUUGUAUAGAUGUAUUUACAGCUGCUGUUAAUUUAUUACCAUACGCUGUUCCAUAUAAAUUUAUCUCCUUCGGAGAUGGUCGUAAGAACCCAAGCUAUACAGAGCUUGUGAAUAAGAUCACAACGGGUGACUUUGAUGCUGUUGUGGGUGACAUUGCCAUUGUUACAAAUCGGACGAGGAUAGUUGAUUUUACCCAGCCUUAUGUUUCAUCUGGGCUGGUCAUUGUAGCUCGGUUGGAGAAACAAAGAAGUGGUGCUUGGGCUUUUUUUCGGCCAUUUGGUCCCCGUAUGUGGAUUGUCACUGCUUCCUUCUUUAUCAUUGUCGGAAUGGUUAUUUGGAUCCUGGAGCACCGGAUAAACGAUGAGUUUAGGGGCCCACCUAAAUAUCAAAUUAUAACCAUUUUAUGGUUUAGCUUCUCAACGAUGUUCUUUGCCCACAGAGAGAAUACUAUGAGCACGCUUGGGCGUCUAGUGUUACUUAUAUGGCUCUUUGUGGUUUUAAUAAUCAACUCCAGUUACACCGCAAGUCUGACAUCAAUCCUCACAGUGGAACAUUUAUCUUCUCCAAUUAAAGGACUUGAAAGCUUGGUAACUGAUAAUGAGCCUAUUGGAUAUCAAGAAGGCUCUUUUGCGGAGCGGUAUCUAAGUGAGGAACUAAACAUAUCUAGAUCUAGGCUUUUUCCUCUUGGAUCACCUGAAGAAUAUGCUUCGGCCCUUGAACGUGGUCCUGAAAAUGGAGGUGUUGCUGCUAUAGUCGAUGAACGUCCAUAUGUUGAGCUUUUUCUCUCGAGCCAGUGCAAAUUCAGGAUCGUCGGUCAAGAAUUUACCAAAAGUGGCUGGGGUUUUGCAUUUCCUCGGGAUUCUCCGUUGGCAAUUGAUAUGUCAAGUGCAAUUCUAACACUUUCUGAGAACGGCGAUCUGCAGCGGAUACAUGCAAGUGGCUCUGCAAAGCACCUGCAGUUGGAGAGUACAGAGAUAGAGACAAGCCAACUUAAUCUAUCCAGCUUCUGGGGUCUAUUUCUUAUCUGUGGGAUUGCUUGCUUCGUUUCUCUUCUCAUAUAUUUUCUGCAGAUAUUGCAGCAGUUACCACCUGCUCCUGAAUCUGCUUCAAGAACAGGUCCAGUUCGCUCACGUUCUCGACGACUGCAGAGGAUUUUGUCACUAUUGGAUGAGAAAGAAGACCAAUCAAAAGGUGGCCAGAAGAGAAGGAAAGUAGACAACGAUGGGGAUGAAGAGUUGGGGAGUUCGCCCAAGAGGAGAGAAAGGAACAAUAGCAAUAGCAAUAGGAAUGUAACCUGGAGCAAUUAAUUGCUUCCCACUUCAUUCAUUGGAGUUGGGCAUACCUGACUGUUAACUAUGCCACUGUUCAUGUGUUCAAAGGCAAAGCAUUGGUUGUUGGGUAUAUUAUAUGUUAGAAGGAUUUUGAUUUCAAGCACAGCAACAAGUAAUUCAAUCCAAGAUUAUUGCGA